Molecule: messenger RNA, 4488 nt
Organism: Paramacrobiotus metropolitanus
Lineage: Eukaryota; Metazoa; Tardigrada; Eutardigrada; Parachela; Macrobiotidae
Exons: 10
Coding region: 1439-2479 (346 amino acids)
Biological process (GO): cell differentiation; anatomical structure development; transforming growth factor beta receptor signaling pathway
Cellular component (GO): transcription regulator complex
Molecular function (GO): zinc ion binding; nuclear receptor activity; RNA polymerase II cis-regulatory region sequence-specific DNA binding
Source: RefSeq, a predicted model, not a curated record
CAAGUGGGUUCUUGGCUUGCGCGCAAAGCGCGGUGUGUGUCAGAUUUCGGCAUUAAAGCCUUCAUCCGGGUUUGCUUUUGUUUCGCCGUCGAUGGUCGAUGCGCGCCUAGUCAGCGCCAUCUGAUAGUGGUUUUGAUAAACGGAAUAUUGUUGCGACAUUGUGCGCUAGAGAAUGCAGGCUAUGGACAUGUUCCAAUUGGUAUUACGCAGCUGCUGUACUCCUGAUGAAAACAUGACAGUCAGCCCACAUGGCAUGGAAGUGGCUUUGGCGGCCAUACUGCCCGGGACAGAUGGGAUUCUACGCACAACCCUGACGAAAUUUCUGUGCUCCGACGGAAAGAAUUAUGAUGCCGACGUUACAACCCUGACGUUACGAAUGCCGACGUUACGAAUGCUUCAAACGUGCGACAAACCGAAGUCUGUGGGGGCCUUCUACGUGAAUCAAAAACGGACUCUGGAAAAGGCCCUAUGGAAUAUGGAGCGACAUGACAUCAAUGAACGGAUCUUUGCAAAUUGCACUUGAACUGUGGUUUUUACGACGGACGAAUAAGGCUAUUAAAUUGGAUAAAACUGAGGUAACGCUGUCAGCGCUACCGAUGCAUAUCAUUACGGAAACCAUCGGAUUACUCGCCAGCCUAAAGAAGUUGAAACUUCGCGUGUUUGUGGACUGUGGAAAUAUUUAGUGGAUACUACGAUUGGCCAAGAAAUGGAUUUUCUGGUUUAAGCCCUCGCCCUCUAUCCCACCGGAAGCAUACUACGCACUACGGACUUAACUUGUGCUAACAAGUAGCACUUUGGUACGCUGCGCAUUGUCAAGAUAUUGGGUUUUUUAACUUCGCGAAUGCAUCAAAAUGUACGGCAGACACAUUUUUUUAUAAUUCAAUGAUGGCGUACUAGGUGUUCAAUAUAAAAUUUUCGUGAAAUGUUCGCCAUACGCUAGCUGCUAGUUGACUACAACGCCUCAAAUAACAUAAUACUGGGUUGGUAUGGCUUAAGCCAUGUUUACCCGGUAAGCGCUACUGCAAAGUUCACUGUAAACUGCCGCACUUUAGCCACGCCCCAGCCUUUAGCCACGCCCCAACGCGUUAAACCAGAAAAUCCAUUCGGGUGUCGCGAGUGCACACUAUGUUAUUGUGCAGAAGUGGAAUUUUAAUCAAUUUUAUUGCUGAUUUUACUGCCAUUGCACCAUUUGUGGACCCGUUUAUCCACGUAGAAGCGCAUAAGGGGGACAGCAUGGCGACAGGUUCUGGAUUGAGUUUAUUGACGCAAUAGCUGCAGACAGCGACCGAUGAAGUACUGUAGUAAGAACUUAAUUUAAUACUUCUGUUGAAGUUAACUGAAUUUUGAGGUGAAUUUUGUACAGUUUUGUAAACUGCCGCAGUUGCAAAAGAUCUGAGAUGAUUGUUAAAGUCAAUUUGUACUUCAGCAUUACAUCAUUAUGUGGCCAGCAUUAGAUCAUUAUGACACAGUGUCAUUAUCUCAUGGCGUUUUCCAAGAGGAACACGGGUCGGUGCAGACUAUGCAGUCCCCGUCGUUAAACAGUAUUCCAGAGACUGAAGUUGAAGAGCACCUACUUGUUAUGGAGACAACCUCUUUGGGCUAUGCCACUGAUGGGAAACAAGAGACCUGCUGUGCCGUUAGUUUGAAAUCCCCAUGCGCAAUGAAUUACGGCGUCCUUACUUGCGAUUUGUGCAGAAAAUUUUUCAGGACAAACUGCAACAAGCUGAAACUGAAAUGCAAAGGAAGAAAAGGCGACUGUGUGGUGCAAAAUGUUUACCAGCCAUGCAGUUCGUGUCGUAUGAAGAAGUGUCGGGCACUUGGUAUGGACCUUUUGGCUAAACGAAAAGUACACCAACAACUGGACCGCGCUACCCUUGAAUCGAGGCUCAUCAGUUUGCGGAAUCAUCGAACUCCCAAUGUUUAUGUACUGAAGGCUGUCAAGGCUGUUGUUCGCAAGUGCGAAAGUGCGGAGGACGUGAACAAACUACUUUACGCAGUGGAAAACGGAGAAGUGGAGGAGACAGAAUGUGUGCGGUUUCCACACAAGUCCAUUAAGAUCGACAAACAUGAACAUCUUAGUCAUGUGCUUGUGGCUAAAGCGUUUCGCUGGAACCGAGUCAGUGAAGAUAAAGUCGUUUCUUCGCACAGCUGCAAAGUCAAUCCCGGAUAUGUGUGCAUUAAUCCGUACCAUUACCGCAAGAAGAAGCAAGGACCAGCUGGAACUGUUUGCGUUGUUACUAACUGCAACUUUUCUACAGUAAUAAAUCCCACUGUUGGAUUUUUUCGACUGCCGGACAGAGAAAAAAGCAGAGAGCGGUAUCUGAAAUUUUUCUCCGCGUGUGCCCGACAAGAUUUGGACAAAUCGGGUUUCAGGAAGCAUCACCGAAUCUGCGGAAGGCACUUUUUGGAAUCGGACUUUAAGUUUUUCUUUUGUUCUAAUAUCAGGGAUAGCGACGGUCUAUUCAGAGAAAUUAACUAAUAUUAAACUUUCAGGAAAUGAAGCAAGCUUUGUCAGAGUUGCAGCCGUCUUCUAACAGGAGAAAAUCUUUGCCAAAACCUACAUGGACUGGUCUGCACGUUACGGUAUACGGGUCCGAAGAAGUGGCCAGGCGACUUUUAAAUUCAGGGUUCCAGUUUGUUCUCCCCGGUAAAAUGACCAGUGACCCAAUAGAGAGGCUGUUUUCGACAUUUAAAUACGGCUCCGGAAAGGUGACAGUUGGGAAAGUCAAAGAAGAAGUUAAAAGGAUGGAAACACUGCAGCACCUUACGGGCACUACUAAUGUUAGUCGAAUGGGGCGCCAAAAGCGGAAAAAUAAUGAAGUAAAUUUUUCAACUUCCCCGCUGAAGAAAAAACGUAGGCUGGACCAGCCACUACGCACGGCGGCCUUUAAUUUUGAAACAGAACUCAAUUACUUGCGCUCGCUGGGAGAUUUUUCUGUUCAGUCGCCGUGCGAUAUUUUUGGGGAGCUGCAGAAUUUAAAUGCUGAACUGUGGACUUCAGUUCAACUUGUCACACUAACCUUUGAAAAUCCGGUCACACUAAGCAGUUCCAAGAAAGAUCUUGUCACUACUGGGUUGACUGAUCUAUGAGGUUAUAUCGUUUCAAAAAUUCAGAAAGGAAAAUUUUCCUGCACCUCUUGCAAGGCCGGUAUUGGCAACAUGUUUGGAGUGAUUUUUUCGGAGAGUGGCGGAUUAGUCACGGCACGGUCGCGUACUGAUUUUGGUGGUUUAAGCUUGCCUUGUCCGCAACUAAGCGCGCUUUUGCAGUAUGCACUUGGAUUUUUCGAAAAGUUGCAAGAGAUUAAUGAUUUUUACAGAGGGGAUCUACAUUUGGAAAGAGCACUCAAGUUGACUCUGUUAAAUAUGGAAUUACAUAGCUUUCAUCCGCUUGGUGAUAUUUGUUUAUGCGAUCUUACGAAAUAUUUAGAGUACGAAUGUUUGAAGCGUUUUUAUAAUACUGCAUUUAAAAAUGAUGUAAAUGAGCGCCGAGCACUUGCUCUGAAGAGAACAUACGGUGCUCGAAAAGCGGUACCGAUGUCUACAGAUCCCAGGCGAAGCACAGUGAUGUUGUUAACGCCAUCGACUGAGCGGUUAGUACUGAAAGGUGCGCAUCUUGACAGGAAUAGCCGGACCCUCGCCUAAUUUUUCGAAUUGAUACAAUCAGCAUGGAACGUGUCAGCGCAAAGACCGUCAAGGAAACUCACGGUUGUUCUUUACCAGUGCCACUGGAAUAUUGAAGGUGAACUGGCGGAGGAAGUCGAGAUGCUGGAUUCGGUUUGCUCCAGUCUGGUCUUGCUCUGUCAGGAUCUGGUAUGGAUGGACUGGAUAUUCUCAUUUGGCAAAGGUUACUUCGCUAAUGAACCGCUAUGGUUGGGGUCAGUGAAUCCCAGUUCAGCAGACCGGAAAACGCAACUGUGCGGACUUUUGUAUAAGACGUUGCCCGUUGUGUACCAUUUGUGUACGCUGAUUUGGCGAUCAACAUCGCAUUAGAAAAGUUCUGUGGUCGUGUCAAGGAAAUGAUCCGCGCCAGACCCCUAAGACCAGCGACUUCUGGUACUAUUGCCUGGACGAAAGACGAACUGGACACACUAGACGUUACGACAUUAAGCAGGCUCACGCUCUGCGCACUUAGUCGCCAGAUGAUUGCAAGUAAAGCGGAGUUCAAUAUGCUGGGACCAGAAUACGAUGUCACGGAAUUAUUCCGGUCAGAAUGAGCGCCCAAUCAAUCGAAGAAGUUUUUUGGUUAUCGUUGUCCGAGAAAAUACCCCAUUUUGCGUUUCAUUUUGUUGGAGAUCUUGUGAUAAUUAAUUAUAAUGCGAUAUGUAUAGAAAUACUUACUGGUAAUCGCACUCGGUAAUGGUUAGACAUUGUCCUGCUUUAUUCCAUCAUUACUUACAGGAUUUGCUCGUUUAAUUAGGCAGUUUAAUUUGUAUGGAAGUAUGCAUCUGCGACACAAGCUACCGAGUAGCCGGACAAGCGGAGCAUUGC